CCCAAACUCCCAGUCACGUGACUGAUAUUCCAUCCUCGCCAUUUUGCAAUGUGGGAGAGAGAGGCCACUUUUUUAUGGCUAACGAAUAAAACAAAGUAGUUUUAUGUGCUGAGGACAAAGAGCGUCGGGUUUUUUUCGUGUCAGUGAGUCAUGGAGGAGAUCAGCAAUGUAGCUGUACUCAUCACACAGUCCUCCGCUGCCUCCUCUUCUUCUUCUACUCAGUCAGCACUGCAGUCCCUCUCGCAAACCCAAACCCAGCAGGCCAUAAAGAAGGACACUUCCCCAGGUUUUCAACAGAAACAGGCUCCCGAUUCUCUCAUCCAGGUCAUUGAGAAGCUCAGCAAAAUUGUGGAGAAGCGGCCCCAGCGCCGCUGCACCUUGACAGCACAGAAAAGAGCAUUCCAACAGGCCUCUUCUGCACGGGGAGGAGGAGGUGAGGAGGGGGUGAGGGGGAGCAGAGGAGGCUCUCCCAAUAAGAAAAUUAAGAGGAACUGUAAGGAGAAGGAGAGCAUCGAGGAGGUGAGAUUAGAUGGCAGAACAGAUGCUGUUCUUUCUCCACCUGGUUCAGGUGACAGUAACAACAACAACAUCACCUCCACAGUGACAGAGGUAGCCGGCAACCACAAGCGGACAGUAACAUGCUAUCAGUGCAGCCUGUGCCCCUAUCUCUCCCAAACACUGCCCCUGCUGAAAGAGCACCUGAAGCAACACAAUGAGCAGCACAGUGACCUCAUCCUCAUGUGCUCUGAGUGUCGCUUUACUUCCAGAGACCAGGGGCAGCUAGAGGCACAUGUCAGGCUGCACUUAGACAAUGGAGACAACCUGAGGACGACUGCCACUCCGUUGGAUACCUACAGUGAGGGGAAGGAAGAGGUUUUAAGAAAGACGGAUGGGGACUCGACUGGGAGCAGUGGCAGUAAAGGAACCGAGGUCAUCAAAAGUUCAGUGGACGGUUCCAAGGAGCUACCACAGAAGAAGAAAUGGUAUAGCUAUGAGGAGUAUGGAUUGUACCGCUGUCUGAUCUGCAGCUACGUGUGCAGCCAGCAGCGAAUGCUUAAGACCCACGCCUGGAAGCACGCUGGCCUGGUCGAUUGCUCUUACCCCAUCUUCGAGGAUGAAGACGGGGCUCCCACAAUGAGAGAGGCCCAGGCUGCAGCUAACACUGCCGCAACCAGGGAGGAAAUAGUUGUUCUCUCCCCAGUUCUUCAAGAUAAAAGCCUGCAAAAGCUCCCCACUGCCUUCAAGCUCCAGCUUUGUGUGCCAUUGCCUGUUGACAAUAAACAGGAUGUUUUAAAUCAUCCAGUUUCUAAUCUCAAUGAAAAUCCGAAAACAGCGGCGGAAGAGGAGGAAAGUGUGUACCCUAUCAAAGACCUGACCUCUGAGGAGCCCAUGGUGGAGGUGCAGGUGACGACAGAGGCGGAGACUGAGGUUGAGAUACAUAGUCAUCAUGAUAGUACCUCUAUCACAGACAGCUUACUGUCAUCGGCCCAGAAAAUUAUUAACAGCAGUCCCAACAGUGCCGGCCAUAUCAAUGUGAUUGUAGAACGCCUUCCUUCAGCUGAGGAUUCCGUCAUGGCGACGAACCCACUUCUCCUUAGCCCAGACGUGGACAGGGACAAGAGCUUACUGGAUGUGGAUGAAGAAGAGCAGGACCACGUGAUGGGAGAUGCGAAGGAUGAGGCGGUCCUUGACAGCAGUGCAGGCACUACUGACAGCCAGCCAUUAGAAGCUGAAAAUAAAUCCUCCAUUGCUGUAAGUAGCAACUCUCCAAGGGAUGAAAACAUUCCCCCAGCUGGUCGCAAGAGGACACAUUCUGAGUCUCUCCGCCUGCACUCACUGGCUGCUGAGGCACUGGUAGCUAUGCCUAUGAGGACCCCCGAACUCCCCACUUCCAGCACCAAGGUAAACCUGAAGACCAUAACAGCCCAGGCCCAAUGCCCGAACAUGGGCCAGAAACUGGUUGAAGUGACUACAGCUGGACAGAAGGCUUCAGACAUAGGGACAACAGCAGCUCUGUUGGACUUGGAGCUUCAUAGCGAAGGUAGAGAGGAAGAGUUGGGGUCCCUGGGCCUCAGCGAGGGAGACGAGGAGGGCCCUGCCACUAAAGCUGGCAUCAGCCUGUCACUACUCACCGUCAUUGAAAAACUCAGAGAGCGCUCGGACCAGAAUGCUACUGAUGAGGAUAUCUUAAAAGAGCUUCAGGACAAUGCACAGUUCCAGAACGGAGACAUGGCCGAUGUGGUCACAGGGAAUGGAGCUGGGAGCUACAUGUGUACCAUCCCAGGAAUGGAUGGGUUGGUUGCCUCUCCUGACGGUGGUCUGGUGGACUACAUCCCUGGCAAUGAAAGGCCAUACCGAUGCCGCCUGUGUCACUACAGCAGUGGCAAUAAAGGCUACAUUAAACAGCACCUACGGGUGCACAGGCAGAGACAGCCCUAUCAGUGUCCCAUCUGUGAGCAUAUUGCCUCGGACAGUAAGGACCUGGAGAGCCAUAUGAUCCACCACUGCAAGACCAGGAUGUACCAGUGCAAGCAGUGCCCAGAUGCUUUCCACUAUAAGAGUCAGUUAAGAAAUCAUGAAAGGGAGCACCAUGGCUUCAGCAGUGACACGGCAGGCCUCACACUCGUCACUGAAACUGUGGCAACAGUGCAGGAAGCUGAGCGGGUAACAGAUGACGAAUGUCGCCUGCAGAAGAUGUAUAAGUGUGAUGUGUGCGACUACACCAGCUCUACAUAUGUUGGGGUGAGGAACCACCGGCGGAUUCAUAACUCUGAUAAGCCUUAUCGGUGUUGUAGCUGUGAUUUUGCCACCACCAACAUGAACAGUUUGAAGAGCCACAUGAGGAGGCACCCUCAGGAGCACCAAGCUGUGCAGCUAUUGGAGCAGUACAGGUGCUCUCUCUGUGGCUACGUGUGCAGUCAUCCUCCGUCACUCAAAUCCCACAUGUGGAAGCACGCCGGAGACCAGAACUACAACUACGAGCAAGUUAACAAAGCUAUCAACGAGGCCAUCUCCCAGAGCAGCCGAGCUCCCCAGAAGUUGUCCGCAGUGCUUGAGUCAGUGGCAGAGCGCCCUGCAGUGGCUCAACCCUCAAACGACAAAGUAAAGGGCCCCGUGGAACCAAUGCCAACACCCACAUGGACGACAACAACAACAACAACAACAACAACAACAACAGCAGCAGCAGCAGUUGAGCUGGCUGCGGACAGCUCAGCUGACCUCCCCACAGCCAACACAGACCCUUCACAGUGGCCCAGUGAAUCCCCAAGCCCCCCGGGGAAGGACCCCACACAGCUCCACUCUCAGUCCCAAAGCCAGCCACGCACAGGCCAGGCCCCUGUCCCGGGCCCCAGCAUGGAGUACUGUGUGCUCUUGUUCUGUUGCUGUAUCUGUGGCUUUGAGUCCACCAGUAAAGAGCGGCUGAUGGAGCACAUGAAGGAGCACGAGGGUGACAUCAUCAGCAUCAUCCUCAACAAGGAGCAGCAGCAGCAGCAACCAGAAGUACAACCAAGCCUCCAAACAGCAGAGUGAGACCCGCCCUUCGCUCCCUCUCUUUAUGUUAACACUUAUCCUGUGCUCUUAAAAUGAUCUGCUGCCCACAAAAGUAUUUCAUUAUCUUUCUGUACCUCAAGGUGGUUGUGGUGGAUAUUGAAGUGUAAGCAUUUCACGUCUGCUGUACCAUAGUAGUUAAGUGUCAUUUCUCAGCAUGUUCUGUGGUGAGGUCAGUUGUGGUGUCAGAGGGUUGUAGUUGUAAGACUGCAAUAACUACCUGAACAGGUGUUGAGAGAAAUGAUAAAAUGAUUUUCUGAGUGGCAUAUCCUUUGAAAGGAAUGUUAAAAAAAAAAAAAAAAACAUAGAACAAUGUUAUAAGCUGUUAAUAUUUGUAUCAAAUAAUUUGUCAUUAGAGACACAAAAUGUGUCUGUAGGGAAAGGAUUUUGAUUUCAAGGGACAGGCCCGAGCUCUAACCCAAGUUACAUUUUUCACUAUACAGGGACAAGUUCAUACCUCACAAGACCACACAAGACCCUCACCAGAAAUGGAAAAGAGAUUCACAUAUUUUCCAGUCUAAUUCAUAUAUUGACUAUAAGGCAGCUCUUUUAUUGCUACUGUAAUAUUUAAUGUAUUUAAUUCGACACAGUUGGGGCUCUAGCUUUGGUAAGGAGGUACAUGUGCAAACUCACUCAUGCCUAAAGGCACGUAUCACAGCUUGAACAUGAUUUAAUAUUUAUCAGGUUUUUAUGCAUGUUAGUUUCCAUUACGCCAAUUUAAACAGGCAAAUGUAUGUUAUUUGGAAUUUUUUUAUUUUAUUUUUUUUGUAUGAGAGUGUAUUUUUUACUUAUAAAGUUGCGUCUUUAGAGGGGAAAGUAAUAGUUGUCAAAGGAAGUGUGGAAGUUGAUUUGAACAAAGCAGAAACCAGUCUUUGACUGUUUUCUUCUGGCGACAGAGGUAUUUGGUUUUGGCUGACAAAAGGAAUGAUUAAAAGGGAAGUUAGCAUAGGUAGGGCUGUUAUUUUAAUUCUAUGGUGCCUAGAUAUUUGAAAGCAGGACUAUGUUGUAUUGAAUCAGACACACCUGUUUUCACUUGUGAUUGUGGUGCUAGGCGCACUUUAAUAGUUGUCAUUGAAAGAAUAGUCAGUUUUUUUUAUAGCCCAUGCAAUUUAUGUUGUAUAUAAUAACAUUUUUAUAAUUAUUAGUCUUUGUUUUGUCAGUGUUUUUAAAAUACAAACUUUCUAGGGUCACACGCAACUUGAAAUGACUGCUGUCCCAGCUAAAAUACAUGCCUGAAAUAAGAAUAUGAUAUGUGAAAAUAAAGUUUGGAAGGUGA
Molecule: messenger RNA, 4825 nt
Organism: Xiphias gladius (swordfish)
Lineage: Eukaryota; Metazoa; Chordata; Actinopteri; Istiophoriformes; Xiphiidae
Gene: znf507
Product: zinc finger protein 507
Exons: 7
Coding region: 151-3531 (1126 amino acids)
Biological process (GO): regulation of DNA-templated transcription
Cellular component (GO): nucleus
Molecular function (GO): DNA-binding transcription factor activity, RNA polymerase II-specific; RNA polymerase II cis-regulatory region sequence-specific DNA binding
Source: RefSeq, a predicted model, not a curated record